CUUUUUGAGUGUGCCUCUCCCUGCCACAUUCAAGAGGAACUAGCACUGAGCAUCUACUGCCUCACAGUUGAUUUGUAAGUAUCUGCAUGUCCUCUAUAUGUGUGACUUGAACCCCAGCUGUAAGGAUGAGAAGAAAGGCUCCGUCUACCUGUGCAGUGAGACUCGCAUGUGUCCAUAGAGAACAGGGUGUAUCCAGGGGCUUUUAACUACUGGGGCAAAAUUGCAUGCAAUCCAGCCUAGGAGAUCCUUGCCAGAGAAGCUCUACUCUCUGUCUCUCAUUUAACUGGGUUGGCUGUGAUUACUCGGAGUCGAGGGAAAGGAAGUAGGGACACGCUCAGCACCGCUCUUGCUCUUCCUUCCCGUCUUCUAGGACAGAGAUUGGGGACCUGCUGGGCUCCAGGUGCAGGAUUCCAGCUCCCAUCAGCCCCAGGCAGCAUUGGCCGGUGGUCAAGAAUGACGGGGGUUGCAGUCCAACAACAUCUGGAAGUCCGUGCUGGCAAACGCUAGGCAUUAAAAGCUGGUCCUGGCUGUGGAGCAAGGCAGGGCAAGGGGAAAUCGGGGCGUAAAUUAUGUCGCUUAAAAAUGUGGCGUGGCACUGUGCAUGGUGUGGACACCAUUCUUGUGUGGCAAGUCCCCCUCCCCCCUUGUGAAAUAAAGACACAGGACACUUUAUUUAAGGUUAAUGGGCGUAAAAGGCCACAACUUUAUUGAUUACAGGAAUUGAGAGGUAUUGGCUUAGGCAUUGGUUCCUAUCGACUAACCGGCUUCAGCCCAAUUGCAUGAAGACCGGUGAGGGUUAACCACCAGCGGGGGAAGUCCUGCUGAAGUACGUCAACUAGGACCCCCCGGGUGUCACCGCUCGGGGGCGUGCCUUAGGCCCACACCUCCAUAGGCUUCGGACAGGGCAACGUCCCCCGGAAUCCUUUACCAGACUACCCUUUGCUUGGGGAAGGUGAUGUCGCUUCCUUCCCCCCACUUCAUUUGCAUAACAAUACCCCUGCCAAUGCCUAACCGCCAAUACCGGGAAAGUUGUGACGUUUGCUACGAGGUAGGUGAAAAAACCAAAUGGCCGGUGCCAAUUCGCCAAGUGGGAAAAAUUCAUACCAGGCCCCUUGACGGCGACCAACCGAAGUUGAUCAGCUGGAGAGGCGAAGAGAGGGCAGUCCUUGGGCGCGCCGGGCAUAAAUAGCCCAGGCCACGCCUCCCUGUCCAGCCGAUUGGCUAGGCAGGGAGCUGACAUGCCCGAGGAUUCCCUCAUUCUCGCAGAGGCUGUAAGCCAGCCCCCGUGUGUGUUGGGAGGGCGUGGGCCCACAACCCCACCUCCUCUCCAGCUCGGAAGUGGCUUUGUGGCAAAGAAAUGGCAGUGCUCUAGCAACCAUGCCUGUCUCUGUUUCGAUAAGCCCUGCCAACUGGGAGGCUCCCUCCAUGCCCGAGAGAGAACGAAAAUGUCAGAAAGGCCAUAGCUUAGUGGCAGAGCAUCCAGUUUGCAUGCAGAAGGUCCAAGGUUCGAUUCUCAGCGUCUCCAGGUUGGGUUGGAAGAAACCCCAUCUGCCUUUCCUCCUGUUAUGUACUGAAGUUCUCACCCUGGGCCAGCAGGGGGCUACUGUAGAUAGUUAUGCAAAUGAAGGAUCGAAAGUGACGUUCAGUGAUUGGAUAGUUUUAGAAAGUUGCUACAGUAACGUUGUACUGGAGCUCUAUAUAAGCAGGCUGACUGAACCCUUCAGCUCAGUUCUGUUCUGGCCUCUGAAUAAACAAGAGUUGUUUGAAGAAUCGCUGUGUCGUCUGAUAUGUUCACCCACAACUUAACACCUCCAAAGAGCGCAGGUCAAAGUACAUGAUUGUUGUUGUUGUUAUUUACCUGCCCUUCACCUUAAGGUCCCAGGGGGGGUUACAAUAUUAGAAGCAACUUAAAACUGCAGAAAUAAGAAGGUUCCUAAAAACAUACAUCUCAAGGGUCAAAAGCUAGGAUAAAAAAGUUAAUCUUCAGCUUUUGUCAGAAGCUGCAUAAUACAAGAAGGUGCCUGACUCAGUGCAGAGGGAAGCCCACAACUUAGGGGGCUGCCACAGAGAAGGCUCUGUCCUGGGUCAUCCCCUGGGCUUCUGAGGGUGGUGGGACAACCAAGAGGCACCCCCCCUGUCAAUUUUAGCAACUGAGAGGGCCCAUAGGGAAGGAUGCAUUCUUUCAGGUACAUGGUGUGUUCCACCCCCUCAUCGUUUUAUCCUUACAGCAACUCUGUGGAAAAAAACCUCAGUCUGGCUCAAAAUCACUCACUGAGCUUCGUGGCAAAGUUGCACCCCAUAUUCUGCCCUUGGUAACAGGCUAACCUGUUUGUUCUUAUUUUUCAGGUUUUGUUGAGUAUUCCAAAAACUGAAAGCCACCAUGGCUCUGACCAGUGCCUUCAAGACUGUUACCAACACACCUGGACUGAUCAUCUGGAGAAUUGAGGUGGGACAAUGAAAUUUUCUCAGGUCUAGGCGGAAGGUUCCUCUCCUCUCCCAAGCUAUGUAGGGACCUAACUGACAGGGCACCACCUUUUCACUUGUUAUUAAUUCCACUUUGAGUACUGAACCUGCCAUCUAUGUAACUCUUACUAGCUAGGCAAGGUGGCCAUCUUUCUUUCUCAUAAGGCCCCCAGAGCUUUAACAGUUGUUUGAGAGGCUGAAAUUCCAAAGGUGGAGACCACUCCUAUAAUUGUACUUACCUGCUGCUGAAAGCUUCAGUUUGCUUAAUUUCUAUCCUGCAUGUGCUGGCAACUGAUUGGCUGCUGUAACAUGCAUUAUGUGGAGCUGCCCUUGAAGAUAGUUCAGAAACUGCAGCUAGUCGAGCUUGGAUUUUGUCUAGAGCACAUUACACCGAAACUACGGGAACUCCACAAGUUCUGCCUGUAAUUCACAUCGCUUAAGCCUAAGAUACCUAAGGGAGCAUCUCUUUUCCCCAACAACCACUGAGUAUUAACAGGGGUUGGCAACCUAAGGCCCAUGGGCCGGAUGCGGCCUAAUUGCCUUCUCAAUCCAGCCCGUGGACAGCCUGGGAAUCAGCGUGUUUUUACAUGAGUAGAAUGUGUGCUUUAAUUUAAAAUGCAUCUCUAGGUUAUUUGUGGGGCAUAGGAAUUCGUUCAUUCCCCCGCCCCCCCCCAAAAAUAGUCCGGCCCACCACAUGGUCUGAGGGACGGUGGACCAGCCUAUGGCUGAAAAAGGUUGCUGACCCCUGUAGUAUAACACAGCAGCAAUGGAUGGAGAUAGGGAAGGUCAUAUUUUUGGAGCCGGGUGCUGCUGUUAAUCAAUUUUUUAGACUUAAGGACUUAUUCAUACAAGGGAUGCGGGUGGUGCUGUGGGUUAAACCACAGAGCCUAGGACUUGCCGAUCAGAAGGUUGGCGGGUCGAAUCCCUGUGAUGGGGUGAGCUCCCGUUCCUCAGUCCCUGCCCCUGCCAACCUAGCAGUUCAAAAGCACGUCAAAGUGCAAGUAGAUAAAUAGGUACCGCUCUGGAGGGAAGGUAAACGGCGUUUCCGUGCGCUGUUCUGGUUCGCCAGAAGCGGCUUAGUCAUGCUGGCCACAUGACCCAGAAGCUGUACACCGGCUCCCUCGGCCAAUAAAGCGAGAUGAGCGCCGCAACCCCAGAGUCAGCCACGACUGGACCUAAUGGCCAGGGGUCCCUUUACCUUUACCUUUACUUAUUCAUAUAAGUCUGAAACGUUUUUUUAAAAAGUUUUAAACAUUUGUUUUGAAUUGAAAGUGUAAAUUGAAAGUAUUUAAUAAGGAAAUUGUCUACAUCACCAUGGGAUGCCUGAGAGAGGUUUGGGAGCAUUGAUGGUUGGAGGCUGUGUCACUGAAGCCACUAAAUUGGGGCAGGGGGUUGCUUCAUGUACUGUGUUUCUCCUUCCCAGAAAAUGGAUCUGGUGUUGGUGCCUCCGAAAGCUCAUGGCAGCUUCUACGAAGGUGAUUGCUACGUCCUCCUCUCGGUAAGUGGAGAUCCUUGCUUACUGGUUUCCAUCACCCCAGUCAGCUCUAGUUUAGCUGCAAAGCCACUCUGAGAUGGGCAAAAGGCUCCAGGUUCCCCCAACAGCAUCCUGCCAAAUUCUGUUUCUGGAGAUGGCACUCAACCAUAUGCCCCAUUCGCCUCCAAUGGAGGCAGCCGGGAAGUCCAAAUGCCAUCCUUCAGAGGCCGGGAUUUGUUUAGGGUCUGCCAGCUGCUGACCCAUAUCUUAGUUCUAAAAUAAAUUGGGCAUGCAGGCUAACAGGAAAGUCCUGCCUGUGCUGGUGAUUUCAGUUGCUUCAGACCAUAACAGGGCAGCUCCAUCUGGUACGCAAGCUGAGACCCUAUCUGCCUGCAGACUGUCUUGCCAGAGUGGUGCAUGCUCUAGUUAUCUCCCACUUGGACUACUGCAAUGCACUCUACGUGGGGCUACCUUUGAAGGUGACCCGGAAACUACAACUAAUCCAGAAUGCGGCAGCUAGACUGGUGACUGGGAGCGGCCGCCGAGACCAUAUAACACUGGUCCUGAAAGACCUACACUGGCUCCCUGUACAUUUCCGAGCACAAUUCAAAGUGUUGGUGCUGACCUUUAAAUGGCCUUGGCCCAGUAUACCUGACGGAGCAUCUCCACCUCUAUUGUUCUGCCCGGACACUGAGGUCCAGCACCGAGGGCCUUCUGGCGGUUCCCUCGCUACGAGAAGCCAAAUUACAGGGAACCAGGCAGAGGGCCUUCUCGGUAGUGGCACCUGUACUGUGGAACGCCCUCCCACCAGAUGUCAAAGAGAAAAAUAACUACCAAACUUUUAGAAGACAUCUGAAGGCAGCCCUGUUUAGGGAAGCUUUUAAUGUUUGAUGUAUUACAGUAUUUUAAUAUUUUUUUGGAAGCCGCCCAGAGUGGCUGGGAAAACCCUGCCAGAUGGCCGGGGUAUAAAUAAAUUAUUAUUAUUAUAACAAGUGGACUAACCCAGUCCCUGAACAUUCUCUCUUCCGGCGCAUCAUCCCAAGCACUCAAAGGCAACAUUUGCAUUUGUAAGCGAAAAACCCAAACCCCACAUGCACUGGCAGAUAGAUGCACAUGAACAACAGGGCUGGGGAAUCUGGGGAUCACAGCUCCCAUCAUUCCUAACCAUUGGCCAUAUUGUCAGGGACUGAUGGGAGUCAAACAACAUCUGGAGGUGCCGUCCCUGUUCUUCUGUGAUCAGCAGGGCAUCAGUCUUUCCCAUUACCUACUAAUACAUGGUGCCAAGGGUGUUACUUGAGCGUUCUACCAUCAAAGCAUGCACCCUCUCACUGAGUCCUUCCCCUAAGUGUGGGGUAAACAUGCAAGGCUUUUCCUGUUGCCCACACACAUUGGAGGGGAAACCAGGAUCAUUAAAGGGGGGCGGGGAAUAGAAGUGGAAUGCCUAAUGUUUGCAAUGACAUCUGCUGGAGAGAGUGAUAAAUACAUUUACACACAGCAUACUUCAUCCUGCACAGCAAUAGGACCUCUUCUUUUUAUCUGCUAAGACACAGUUCUUCAAGCUUGGGUCCCCAGAUGCUGUUGGACUACAACUCCCAUCAUCCCCAGGCAGCUUAGCCAAUGGUCAGGGAAGAUGGAAGCUGUAGCGUCUGAGGACCCAAGGUUGAAGAAGGCUGUCCUAGGAGAUGAGCUGGGUCACUCCAAGCUUCUGUUAUGGACAAAAACAAUCCCAUAGCUAGUGGCCUCAGACAGUGAUGCGCUGCAAAGGUUGAAGAGCAGUGGUGGGCCUUGGGGUGGAAUGGCUCCAGGGCAGCGUUUUCCAAACUUGGAUUUUCAGCUGUCGUUGGACUACAGUUCUCAUCACCCCUAACCACUAGCUAGGGAUGAUGGGAGUUGUAGUCCAAAAAACAGCUGGAGACCCAAGUUUAGGAAACCCUGCUGUUUGGAUUCUAAGCUGGGAGCAAACUCAGCGCUCAGUCAUUCAGGGACUUUGGUUAUUACUAGUAUGCCCCGUAGAGGACCUUAAGGUCCACAAAUAACAACACUUUGGAGGUCCUAAGGCUCAAGGAGGUUAGAUUGGUUUCAACUAGAGCCAGGGCCUUUUCAGUACUGGCCCCGAUGUGGUGGAACGCUCUGUCACAAGAGACUAGGGCCCUGCGGGACUUGACUUCUUUCCGCAGGGCCUGCAAGACAGAGCUGUUCUGCCUGGCCUUUGGUUUGGACUCGGUCCCUCCCCUUAUGGUCUUGAUUUAUCGGCUACUUUAAAAUGAGGCUGCAUUUUAAAUGGCAUUUUAACCUGUAUUUUAAAUUGGUUUCCCCCCAUCUUUUCCCCCUGUUAUAUUUUUACUGUGAUUUUAUUGGUGUUAGCCGUCCUGAGCCCAGCUCUGGCUGGGGAGGGCGGGGUAUAAAUAAUUUAUUAUUAUUAUUAUUAUUAUUAUUAUUAUUAUGUGCAAGUCAGGGGUCCCGGACCCUAUGACUGUACUUACCGUAUUUUUUGCUCUAUAAGACUGACUUUUUCCCUCCUAAAAAGUAAGGGGAAACGUGUGUGCGUCUUAUGGAGCAAAUGCAGGCUGCGCAGCUAUCCCAGAAGCCAGAACGGCAAGAGGGAUUCCUGCUUUCACUGCGCAGCGAUCCCUCUUGCUGUUCUGGCUUCUGAGAUUCAGAAUAUUUUUUUUCUUGUUUUCCUCCUCCAAAAACUAGGUGCGUCUUGUGGUCUGGUGCGUCUUAUAUAGCGAAAAAUACGGUAUUUAUCCCAAUGACGUCUGUCCCUCCUGCAGACCCGUAAAUCGGGCAGCGUCCUGUCCUAUGACAUCCACUACUGGAUUGGCAAACGUUCCUCGUUGGACGAGCAGGGCUGUGCUGCCAUCUAUACCACCCAGCUGGACGACUACCUCGGUGGGGUUCCCGUGCAACACCGUGAGGUGCAGGGCCACGAGUCUGAGCUCUUCAAGGGCUACUUCAAGCAAGGUCUCAUGUGAGUAAGGGGUCGCCAUGGGAAUGGCAACAUCUCGGCAGGCAGCCCUUUUCUUGUCAAUCCAGGCAUGGCCGGCCCAAGAUGUUUUGCUGCCUGAGCCUCCCUGCAGGGAGGGUCUGUUGUUGUUGUUUAGUUGUUUAGCCGUGUCCAACUCUUUGUGACCCCAUGGACCAGAGCACACCAGGCCCUCCUGUCUUCCACUGCCUCCAGCAGUUUGGUCAAACUCAUGCUGGUAGCUUCGAGAACACUGUCCAACCAUCUCAUGCUCUGUCGUCCCCUUCUCCUUGUGCCCUCCAUCUUUCCCAACAUCAGGGUCUUUUCCAGGGAGUCUUCUCUUCUCAUGAGGUGGCCAAAGUAUUGGAGCCUCAGCUUCAGGAUCUGUCCUUCCAGUGAGCACUCAGGGCUGAUUUCCUUCAGAAUGGAGAGGUUUGAUCUUCUUGCAGUCCAUGGGACUCUCAAGAGUCUCCUCCAGCACCAUAAUUCAAAAGCAUCCAUUCUUCGGCAAUCAGCCUUCUUUAUGGUCAAGCUCUCACUUCCAUACAUCACUACUGGGAAAACCAUAACUUUAACAGACCUUUGUUGGCAAGGUGAUGUCUUUACUUUUUAAGAUGCUGUCUAGGUUUGUCAUUGCUUUUCUCCCAAGAAGCAGACUUCUUUUAAUUUCGUGGCUGCUGUCACCAUCUGCAGUGAUCAUGGAGCCCAAGAAAGUAAAAUCUCUCACUGCCUCCAUUUCUUCCCCUUCUAUUUGCCAGGAGGUGAUGGGACCAGUGGCCAUGAUCUUCGUUUUUUUGAUGUUGAGCUUCAAACCAUAUUUUGCGCUCUCCUCUUUCACCCUCAUUAAAAGGUUCUUUAAUUCCUCCUCACCUUCUGCCAUCAAUGUUGUGCCAUCCCUGCAGGGAGGGUCUAGCCUGCCAGUUUCAGUUUCCCUCAGUUUCCCAACCUCAGUUUCAUCACAUAUCCACAUUAAUUUGCGGGGGGGGGGGGAGUGCUCAUGAAAUUAAAGCAUUUGACUGCACAUUUCUCUUUUGUAUGCAGAUUUGCCUAAUAUACAUAUUCGGUCAAAUAGAUUUUCCCCAGAAUAGUGCACCUCUGUAUGUUGUUUUGAUUAAGAUGCGCAUUUUCACAUACUUUGCCCCAAUUUAAUGCAUUUUCGUACAUGCUUUUUGUUGGAGAACUGCGUCGUUUUAUUCAGAGAGGUGCCAAGUUCAAGGAUCGCUGUGUUUCAACACACAUUUUGAGAAGCGUGAAUGAACUUAUCUUCCCCAUCCCUCAAAUCCCUUGGGGUUCUUGACAGACAUAUCAACAGGGAAAUGAUGUUCUCCUCUUUUAAAACUGGAGAAAGUGGUCACCUCUUGUGCAAGGCUUUAAAAACAAAGGGGUGUUAUAUUUGCAGGUAAUAGUACCUACAAAUCAUACAAUGAAAUUUGCAUUUCUGAAUAAAGUUCUGCCAGAGGGUGGAUAAAGAAGAUGAUUGUUUCCUAUCAUUUAGCAAACAACAUGUUGUUCAUUUAGGCAAAUGCACCUGCAAACCAUUUUACUAUUCUGUCUCCUGGUGGUGCUCAGCCACAUGACCCACGAGUAUUCUUAAGCAAGGAGUGAGAUCCAUUCUCUGAUGCUACUUGUUCCCAGAAUCCGGUUACCGGUACAUCUUAUUCAAAGCAGCCUCCUCCUGAUGUGGAUGUUGUGCUUCCGAAGACAUUUCCACAUGGAAGAGAUUGUUAUAUAACAAACUCUCAGGCUUUUGACAACUUGCAGUAGCGUGGCAGAUGUGGAGGCAAUUCUGACCACCACCUCUGUCAUAAUUUGAUUUCCAGCUACAGACAGCAGGUACCAAACUGUCUGUUUGAAGCCUGGCUGAUUUUUUAAUAUAUAUGUUGUUGUUGUUUAGUCGUUUAGUCGUGUCCGACUCUUCGUGACUCCAUGGACCAGAGCACGCCAGGCAUUCCUGUCUUCCACUGCCUCCCGCAGCUUGUUCAUACUCAUGCUGGUAGCUUCGAGAACACUAUCCAACCAUCUCAUCCUCUGUCGUUCCCUUCUCCUUGUGCCCUCCAUCUUUCCCAACAUCAGGGUCUUUUCCAGGGAGUCUUCUCUUCUCAUCAGGUGGCCAAAGUAUUGGAGCCUCAGCUUCAGGAUCUGUCCUUCCGGUGAGCACUCAGGGCUGAUUUCCUUCAGAAUGGAGAGGUUUGAUCUUCUUGCAGUCCAUGGGACUCUCAAGAGUCUCUUCCAGCACCGUAAUUCAAAAGCAUCAAUUCUUCGGCGAUCAGCCUUCUUUAUAUUCCAGCUCUCACUUCCAUACAUCUUUUAUAUAGUGCUUGCUUUAUACACAGCUUUUCAGGCGGACCUCACAAAGCUGUUUACAUACCAUUAUUAAGAAGCAUCAACAGAAAAUCAAAGAGCCCAUGGGCUGUGUUCAACUUACUUGCAAAGACAGUAGGACUGGCUUGUUACUUCAGUUUAUGUGAAGUCAUACACAUUACCAUUUAGGGAGUUCCCCCACCCUGUAAAACUAUUAAGUUUAGACUCUAAGAUUACCUAACCACUGCAGUUUCCUUGUACCUAUCCCUCAUCAACCACCGUCUCUAUACAGUGGUACCUCAGGUUACAUAUGCUUCAGGUUACAUACGCUUCAGGUUACAGACUCCGCUCACCCAGAAAUAGUGCUUCAGGUUAAGAACUUUGCUUCAGGAUGAGAACAGAAAUCGUGCUCCGGCGGCGCAGCAGCAGCAGCAGGAGGCCCCAUUAGCUAAAGUGGUGCUUCAGGUUAAGAACAGUUUCAGGUUAAGAAUGGAUCUCCGAAACGAAUUAAGUACUUAACCCGAGGUACCACUGUACCACCAAGGUACCUUGUAUUGGGAUUUUGGGAGAGUUGCCUUGUUAAUGUUCUGCUAAUAUGGUUUGCAAGAACUGUAAUUCUCCUGGGAUCAGCCCCCUUAGAAUCAUAGAAUCAUAGAAUAGAAUCAUAGAAUCAUAGAGUUGGAAGAGACCACAAGGGCCAUCGAGUCCAACCCCCUGCCAAGCAGGAAACACCAUCAGAGCACUCCUGACAUAUGGUUGUCAAGCCUCUGCUUAAAGACCUCCAAAGAAGGAGACUCCACCACACUCCUUGGCAGCAAAUUCCACUGUCGAACAGCUCUUACUGUCAGGAAGUUCUUCCUAAUGUUUAGGUGGAAUCUUCUUUCUUGUAGUUUGGAUCCAUUGCUCCGUGUCCGCUUCUCUGGAGCAGCAGAAAACAACCUUUCUCCCUCCUCUAUGUGACAUCCUUUUAUAUAUUUGAACAUGGCUAUCAUAUCACCCCUUAACCUCCUCUUCUCCAGGCUAAACAUGCCCAGCUCUCUUAGCCGUUCCUCAUAAGGCAUCAUUUCCAGGCCUUUGACCAUUUUGGUUGCCCUCCUCUGGACACGUUCCAGUUUGUCAGUGUCCUUCUUGAACUGUGGUGCCCAGAACUGGACACAGUACUCCAGGUGAGGUCUGACCAGAGCAGAAUACAGUGGCACUAUUACUUCCCUUGAUCUAGAUGCUAUACUCCUAUUGAUGCAGCCCAGAAUUGCAUUGGCUUUUUAGCUGCCGCGUCACACUGUUGGCUCAUGUCAAGUUUGUGGUCAACCAAGACUCCUAGAUCCUUUUCACAUGUACUGCUCUCAAGCCAGGUGUCCCCCAUCUUGUAUUUGUGCCUCUCAUUUUUUUGCCCAAGUGCAAUACUUUACAUUUCUCCCUAUUAAAAUUCAUCUUGUUUGUUUUGGCCCAGUUCUCUAAUCUGUCAAGGUCGUUUUGAAGUGUGAUCCUGUCCUCUGGGGUGUUAGCCACCCCUCCCAAUUUGGUGUCAUCUGCAAAUUUGAUCAGGAUGCCCUUGAGUCCAUCAUCCAAGUCGUUGAUAAAGAUGUUGAAUAAGACCGGGCCCAAGACAGAACCUUAGUGGAAUAUUUCGUAGUGAGCAUAUGCACAUAAGUGCAUGAGCCCGAGGUGCCCGGUGUGGGGCAAACUCUGACAUCUCAUGUUCUGCAGGUGCUGGUGUGCAUCUUCUCACUGAAAGCUGAUGGGCUUUGCUUUCUCACUGUGGCUGACAAAGUACAACCAUUAGCAGAAGCAGUGGUGGAGCAACAUGCUGCAGGCCCUGGAGCGGAGAACAGGCGGGGGCAUGGCUGGUGUGCGUCCCAAGGGCGUGGCGCGUCACUUGUGGGGGCGUGGCGCAUCGCUCGCAGGGGCGUGGCAUGUGCCUUGGGGGGGCAGCCGCGAUGGCACCCUUUCCCCAAAUGGUACCAGGUGCGCUGUGUUCUCCCGCCUCCCCCUUCGUACGCCAGUGACUGGAAUGAUUUCCAUUUGCCCAACUGAGCUUCUCCUCCCUCUCCUCCCCCCAUGUGCCCCCUCCUCAAAUCUACUUCAGAAGUAAGUGCCCCCCCCUGCUUAAAAUGUUGAGUCCCCACUCUGCCAAGACGCUCACUGGGUGACCUUGGGCCAGUCACUGUCUCUCAGGUUUGUUGUGAUGAAGAAGAAGAAGAGUUUGGAUUUGAUAUCCCGCCUUUCACUCCCUUUAAGGAGUCUCAAAGCGGCUAACAUUCUCCUUUCCCUUCCUCCCCCACAACAAACACUCUGUGAGGUGAGUGGGGCUGAGAGACUUCAAGGAAGUGUGACUGGCCCAAGGUCACCCAGCAGCUGCAUGUGGAGGAGCGGAGACGCGAACCCGGUUCCCCAGAUUACAAGACUACCGCUCUCAACCACUACACCACACUGGAUGAGAUAGCGGGGAGGCGAGAACCAUGUUACACCACCUUGAGCUCCUUUCCCCCCCCCCAAAUCUUUUUAUUAGUUUUCCAAAUUUAUAACAAACAUAAAAGAAAAACAUUACAUUACAAUAUAAAAGAAGAAAACAAACAUUUAUCCUAAUUGUUAAAAUCCCACUUUUGUUAUCAUAGAUGACUUCCUCGAAUCCCCCUAGCUGAGUUUCCAUAUAACUCAUUGUAGCAGUUUUCCAGUACUACUUUUAAAUAAGAUUAACUUAAUCAAUUAACAUCUUUCUUUCUUUUCAUAUUGUCUUCUAUCCAUAAUGUUAUAUAGUUUAACAUAUUUAACUCCUAGGCCAAUUUGGUACUUACAAGUAGUUCUACUUAUGUUAUCUUAGAAUAUUUAACUAAAUAGUCCUUAAAUUUCUUCCAUUCUUCUUGAUACUCAUCCUCUUUCUGUUCGUGGAUUCUUCCAGUCAGGUCAGGCAGCUCCAAAAAGUCCAUCAUCUUCAUCUGCCAUUCCUCCACUGUUGGUAUUUCUUGUAGUUUCCAAUUUUUGGCUAACAAAAUUCUUGCUUACUUGAGCUCCUUGGAUGAAAAGGUGGCAUAUAAAUGUAAUAAAUUUGGUAUAUAAAUGUAAUAAAGAAAGAAAUACGGUAGUCUGGCUGAGCACCAAGAACUCUGCAUUACCUAUUAACUCCACUAGAUGGGGAUAAAGCGCCAAGUCUCUGCUGGGCUGAAGUUCCUACCUACUGAAAAGUGCCAUAUAUUUGCUUCAUGUUGCCGCGGAAAUUUCCCCAACCCUUCUUGCUUUUAAAAGGAAAUCCUUUUGUAUGAGCCAAAACCGAAGCAUCCUUAAAAUCCCCGUCAUUUAACUUGCUGCCUCAACCAUUUUCCAUGGACCUUGCCUUUAGGCUGGUUACCGCAGCAGCAGGAAUCUUAUAAAGACGUCUUAAAUUGUUUAAAGGUAAAGGGACCCCUGACUAUUAAGUCCAGUUGCGGAUGACUCUGGGGUUGUGGCACUCAUCUCGCUUUACUGGUCGAGGGAGCCGGCGUUUGUCUGCAGACAGUUUUUCUGGGUCAUGUGGCCAGCAUGACUAAGCCGCUUCUGGCGAACCAGAGCAGCGCAUGGAAACGCCGUUUACCUUCCCGCCGGAGCGGUACCUAUUUAUCUACUUGCACUUUGAUGUGCUUUCAUUGUUUUUUUUUUUUUUAAUGAUAUUUAUUAAGGUUUCAAAAAAAAGAUUACACAGAUAAGGAGAAAAAAGAAAGAAGUAAAGAAAAGAAAAAGUACAAAAUACAGAUAAAAAAAAUAAAAAACACUUAAAAACAAAUCAAUCUUUCCAUGCCUUACAUUUCAUUUCCUUGCUUCCCUGACCUCCUCACACCUCCCUUUUUUGUAUUCCAAUUCAAUUAGUUAAUUCAGCAAUUCCUUUCCCUCUUUGUUUUUGUCUUAAUCCUUUAACUUAAUAUAUUAUAACUUUGAAUUCUCACCUGUUAACAAUCCAUUUUUACAUACACCUUUAUAACAUUGCUGCUAAAACCACUUAACUUCAUUCUGACAUCAUUUUGAACAUUCAUUAAUUUUGCAGUAUUUCUGUAAAUAGUCUUUAAAUUUCUUCCAAUCUUCUUCCACCGACUCUUCUCCCUGGUCUCGGAUUCUGCCAGUCAUUUCCGCCAGUUCCAUAUAGUCCUCACUUUGACGUGCUUUCGAACUGCUAGGCUGGCAGGAGCAGAGUUCCUGAGCAACAGGAACUCACCCCGUAGCAGGGAUUCAAACCGCCAACCUUCUGAUCGGCAAGCCCUAGGCUCUGUGGUUUAGACCACAGCGCCACCCACAUCCCCUUAAAUUGUUUACUCAUUGAAAAAAAACAUUAACUGGGUUGACAGUGCAAUCCUAUGCUUUCUUACUCAGAAGGAAGACCCAGUGAUGCUUGCUCUCAGCAGAACAGGCUUAGGAUGGGAGCCUAAAUCUGCAUAUGAACAAAAUAAUAGUUUUGAAGCGGUAGGAAAGCCCCCCCCCCUUUUGUUUUAGAUGUUGCAUGGAUGUGUCACAGAAGCCACGGUCUUGGCAGAAGCACGUUCCCGCCUGUGUCUUCCAAGAUGGCACCCGGCAACCAUGGUUCUUAUAAGUACCGUAUUUUUCGCCCUAUAGGACGCACUUUUUCCCUUCCAAAAAUGAAGGGGAAAUGUGUGUGCGUCCUAUGGGGCGAAUGCAGGCUUUCGCUGAAGCCUGGAGAGCGAGAGCACCCUGGGCUUAGGGCAGAUGUCCGCAAGCCUUGCGAGCCCGGCGGGGGUUCCCAUCCCGCUCGCUGUCAUGGCUUCUUUGCUCUUUGGGGCUCAGGGGGGAAAUAAUAUUUUUAAACCCCCCCCCAAAAUAAGUGCACCCUAUGGGCCGGUGCGCCCUAUAGGGUGUAAAAUAUGGUAUAUUAAAAAUAGCCAAGCGUUUAAGCGUGUUGUAUGAUUAAUUGGGGUCAUAGGAGCCAACUCCAGGGGACCAGGGUGCUUGGUCACCCACAAUAAUAUAACUGUGGGAGCCAGGCACCCACAAAGUCAAUGAGGAAAGCCAGAGAGAGGCAGCCAGUCAGCCUCUGUGGUACUGUAUCCGAGAGAGAAGCAGUCCAGUUCUGCCCUGUGCAGCCAGCGGGUGAGGCACCCUUUUCUGGAUUCUUUUUUGUGGGGGCUCAGAUGCAGAGGAAGAGGCUCUCUGCCUCCACAUCUGAGCUCCUCCCCACGGAAUUGCGUUUUUGGAAGAGCCCUCAUUACGGUGAUGGGCACCCACAAUUCUGAGGGUGAGAUGGUGUCCCUGAUUGGUGUUACGGUGGUACCUCGGUUUUCGAACGUAAUCCAUUCCGGAAGACCGUUCAGCUUCCAAAACGUUUGAAAACAGAGGCGCAAAGGGCGGCCUGCAAAUUUAAUGGGGAAAAUUGAAAAAAACUCAGUGGAAGCUGUUCUGACCUCCAAGGUGCGUUCGAAAACGGAAGCAUUUACUUCCAGGCUUUCAGCGUUCGAAAACCAAAACGUUCAGCUUCCAAGACACCAAAAACCGAGAUGUCACUGUCUGUCUGUCUGUCUGUCUGUCUGUCUGAUGCGCGCGCGCACACACACACACACACACUUUAAAAUCAAUACAUCUAACUGAUUGAUUAAAAUCUGAAGCCACAGUGAAAUGAUUACCACAGCAUUGGUUGGAUAUUUCUCUGCUCAUCCUUUGCUAGUUCUCCGUAGCUGGAAGUCACAAGUGAUCAUUCCUAAUUCUCUGGAGCAUGUAGCCUGCACAGUUCUCACACCCCUCUCCCCCAAACAGCUACAAGAAAGGGGGUGUUGCGUCUGGGCUGAACCACGUGGAGACCAAUGUCUACAACGUCAAGCGUCUGUUGCACGUCAAGGGCAAGAGGAAUGUGAUAGCUGCAGAGGUGAGUUGUUCCUCCCCCCCCCGCCCCCCGCCCCGUCUGAAAGUGCCCUCAGCUUCUGGUUGGCUUGCUCUAACUCACCGCUUCCCUCUCUUCCCUGCCCCUGUCUUCUGCCUUCAACACUCGCAGGUGGAGAUGAGCUGGAACAGCUUCAAUGUCGGCGACGUUUUCCUACUGGACCUUGGCAAAGUCAUUGUGCAAUGGAAUGGGCCUCAGAGCAACAAGCAGGAGCGCAUGAAGGUGUGAGCUCUAGCAGGAGGCGCUGUCUUAAGUUUAUACUUCCUUGAGCUUCUGACUGAGGGCCAAACUACAUGUUAAAGUGGGCACACCAGGUUUGGAGGUGUUGUUUUUUAACAGUCUAAAACAGUCUUUCUAAGAAUAAUAAUAAUAAUAAUAAUAAUAAUAAUAAUAAUAAUAAUUUAUAAUUUAUACCCCGCCCAUCUGGCUGGGCUUCCCCAGCCACUCUGGGCGGCUUCCAAAAAAAUAUUAAAAUACUAUAAUACAUCAAACAUUAAAAGCUUCCCUAAACAGGGCUGCCUUCAGAUGUCUUCUAAAGGUCUGGUGGUAGCUGUUCUCUUUGACAUCUGGUAGGAGGGCAUUCCACAGGGAGGGCGUCACUACUGAGAAGGCCCUCUGUCUGGUUCCCUGUAACUUGGCUUCUCGCAGUGAGGGAACGGCCAGAAGGCACUCGGCGCUGGACCUCAGUGUCCGGGUAGAACGAUGGGGGUGGAGACGCUCCUUCAGAUAUACUGGACCAAGGCCGUUUAGGGCUUUAAAGGUCAGCACCAACACUUUGAAUUGUGCUCGGAAACAUACUGGGAGCCAAUGUAGGUCUUUUAAGACUGGUGUUAUGUGGUCCCGGCGGCCACUCCCAGUCACCAGUCUAGCUGCGGCAUUCUGGAUCAGUUGUAGUUUCCGGGUCACCUUCAAAGGUAGCCCCACGUAGAGCGCAUUGCAGUAGUCCAAGCGAGAGAUAGCCAGAGCAUGCACCACUCUGGCGAGACAGUCCGCGGGCAGGUAGGGUCUCAUCCUGCGUACCAGAUGGAGCUGGUAAACAGCUGUCCUGGACACAGAAUUAACCUGCGCCUCCAUGGACAACUGUGACUCCAAAAUGACUCCCAGGCUGUGCACCUGGUCCUUCAGGGGCACAGUUACCCCAUUCAGGACCAGGGAAUCCUCCACACCUGCCCGUCUCCUGUCCCCCAAAACAGUACUUCUGUCUUGUCAGGAUUCAACCUCAAUCUGUUAGCCGCCAUCCAACCAUCCAACCUUCUUAGCCUUGGUUCUCCAGAUGUUGCUUGACUACAACUCUCAUCAUCCCUGCCCACUGAUCCUGCUUGCUAGGGAUGAUGGGAUCUGUAGUCCAACAACAUCUGGAGACCCAAGUUUGGGAAACUGGGGUGUAGACCGAGCCACAGAGAGGUUGAGAAAGGCUGGUCUAAAGCUUUUACUUUGUGCCACAAUCCUGAUCACCAUAUUCCGCACCAUCAACAUCAAGCUGCAAUUACUGGACUCAUGGAAGGAAAACAUUUUUUUGAUGCUUUAAGAGUUUCUUUGCUAAGAGGAAGACAAAGUAGGAGCAGGGAAAAGAAGAAGGCUGGCAGCAUUUGUUUGUUGUGGGCUGAUCAGUUUGAAUUGUAAUAAUAAAUAAUAUUUUUUUGUUUAUACCCCAUGCUUUCUGGUUCAAAAACCGGGCUCAGGGCGGCUAAAAACAAAUUUAAAACACUUCAUUGUAAAAGCAGCAUAAAAUACAGUAUAAAAACAUGAAUAACAAUAAAAUUCAAAGUUCAGAAAUCAAUUUAGGGGAAAUCCAUCUAAUAAGCAUUAGAUAAUCACCAGGGCUAGCUGGCUGAAUUUGUCCUACUUGGGCCAGUGAGGAGGCCAGGGGAGAUUUAGCUGUGGGGUCUCAGAGCGGGUAAUCUUCAUAAAAGGGGAGGGGGAGGGAAGAGAAGGGAAAUAAAAGAUCAGGCUGAAUUCAAAUUAAAGGCCAGUCGGAAUAGCUCUCUCUUACAGGCCCGAUGGAAGGAGGUUAAAUCCUGAAGGGCCCUAGUCUCAUGGGACAGAGCAUUCCACCAGGUCAGAGCACUCACUGAAAAGGCCCUGGUGGAGGAUAGUCUGACUUCCUUAGGGCCCGGGACCUCUAAACUAUGGUCAUUCAUGGACCUUAAGGUCCUCUGCGGGGCAUACCAGGAGAGUUGGUUCCAUAAAUACGAGGGCCCUAAGUCACAAAGGUCUUUAAAGGUCAAGACCAGCACAUUGAAUCUGACCCUAUACUCCACCAGGAGUAAUAGUAAUUAAGUGCUGACAACAAUAACAACUCCUCAAUUCUUCUGCAUGUGCAGAUUAAAUCCUAUAGAGUUAACAUUGUAGACCAGGAUUUCCCAAACUUGGGUCUUGGACUACAACUCCCAUCAUCCCUGACCUGAUUGGUCCUGUAGCUAAGGAUGAUGGGAGUUGUAGUCCAAUAACAGCUGGAGUUUGGGAAACUGGUGUAAACCGAGCCACAGAGCAUUUAAAACUUCUGAAACUAAACAUACAUGUAUACACAUGAGUAGUGUGGAAGGGCCACAGCUCAGAGCACAGGCCAUGCAUUUCAGAGGCCCCCUUGUUAAAUCUCUGACAUCUCCAGCGUGGGCAAGACUGUUAGAUGGACUACGUGGUCUGAUUUGGUCAUGGGCUGUUUCCUGUGCUCCUCAUGUGUUCCUUAGGCGAUGCUUCUGGCCAAAGAUAUCCGCGACCGAGAGCGUGGGGGCCGGGCUGAGAUCGGGGUGGUGGAGGGCGAGGUGGAAGAAGCCAGUCCAGACUUGAUGAAGGUGAUGGAGAACGAGCUUGGGGAGAGGUUGCAGGAAAUCCAGCCUGCCAUUCCUGAUGAGGUGGUGGAUCAGCAGCGGAAGACAAACGUCUCACUCUAUCGGUACGUCCAUAAGACUUCCCUUUUGCAUGCGAAGCUCAGUGGCAGUUGUCACUGAUGCAGCAGGGGAGUGAAAGAGGUACAGUAUUUUUUGCUCUAUAAGACUCACUUUUUCCCUCCUAAAAAGUAAGGGGAAAUGUGUGUGCAUCUUAUGGAGCGAAUGCAGGCUGCACAGCUAUCUCAGAAGCCAGAACAGCAAGAGGGAUCGCUGCUUUCACUGUGUAGCGAUCCCUCUUGCUGUUCUGGCUUCUGAGAUUCAGAAUUUUUUUUCCUUGUUUUCCUCCUCCAAAAACUCCUCCAAAAACACCAAAAACUCCAAAAACUGGUCUGGUGCGUCUUAUAGAGCGAAAAAUACGGUAUUUAGUGCCCAUAGAAUAGACUGAAAGAAGGAAAAUAAGGUUCCCCUUUUUGCUUUCAAAAAUCCCGCCUGCUAGCAGAGCUAGGAGAAGGGGACAUUUUGGAAGCUGCUGGGGAAGAGGAAGCGGGGGAGGAAAGAGGUGGGCAGCCCCCCCGCCAGGAAGCGGCAAGAAGAGGCAAAGCCUCAACAUGGUACUGAGAUCAGUCUUUAUGAAUAGUAAUAGUCUCAAUGUGAUCUGGUUGACCGAAGCAAAUAAAUGAUGGUUCCCUUGGGUGGUGGCAAGUCUUUGGGUGGAUUCACGCAAACAUGUGCAUCACUCAAUGACUUGCCCAUUCCAUGAUUUGCAGCAGAAUUUGUGAAAAAGCAUUGCGAUGUGGAGGUGUGAUAUUUGAUGUGAUGGCUGUCCUUCACAUAUCAGUUGGCAUUGCAGCUAUUGAAUGAUGAACAUGAAAACAUGUAGUCACUUGAGGAGGGACAGGGACUUGAAGGGAGACAAGUAAAAUUUUAGGGGGACUUUAGAGGAAAUGUUUGGGGGAGUUGGCCAAUCUGUUGAACGCGGAAGCGAAAGAGCAGACAAAUCUCUCUUCCUCCCUCCCUCUUGCCUCUCUUCUAGUGUCUCGGACUCCGAAGGGAAAAUGCAAGUCACAGAAGAAGCCAAACGGCCCCUCAUACAGGAUAUACUGAGCCAUGAUGUAAGUCCGAAAUGGGGAUGUGCGUUCUUCAGGGGCCUCGGUGUGGUGUAGUGGUUAAGAGCAGUAGACUCGUAAUCUGGUGAACCGGGUUCGCUUCCCCGCUCGUCCACAUGCAGCUGCUGGGUGACCUUGGGCUGGUCACAGUUCUCUGAAGUCUCUCAGCCUCACUCACCUCACAGAGUGUUUGUUGUGGGGGAGGAAGGGAAAGGAGAAUGUUAGCCACUUUGAGACUCCUUCUGGUAGUGAUAAAGUGGGAUAUCAAAUCCAAACUCUUCUUCUUCUAAUGCCCAUGUUAAAAACCAAGCCUGUAGCUGUUAGGGGUGUUUGAGAAAUCAGUCAGAAACAGAAAUGGAAAUUGCUUUGAUUCACGUGUUCCUUGGAGGUCAGGAACAGAAACCAUGCAAGCAAAAACGAGUGGUUUCGCUGCAGGUUUUUUAGCCUGCAAACAUUACAUAAACAACUGUGUUGUUUUCUGUAUUUCCCUUCCACUGAAAUUAAUUUGGUUAAGCAAUGUAGGUUAUAGCAGAAGCCAACCUGCAGCCCAACUGAAACAGUGCUGGUCGCAAUAAACUCAGGAUGGAAGAGAAAUCGCUGCCUCUUUGCACCCCUAGCAGCUGCAAUCCACAAACCGUUUACACUGAGAUUGCUGUAAUUCUACGGAAUAAAUCACUUGUGGUUGCAACCUUGUACAGGCAACUUCCCAUUCACGCAUGGGUUGCGUUCCAGGUCAUUGGUGGGUUGCGCAUACGCCUGCCCCAUCCUGUCCCUGCCCCUGCACCUUCCAGGACCGAAAACAGUGUGAGUGUCAGCGGUCGCACAUGCCUUGAAUGUGUGCAAAAUGGGAGCUGCCUGUACUCAAUUCUGAGUACAUAUUCUUGGAAACAUUUCCUGAAACCCAUAAAUGGCUCUCACACACCACAAUUCUUUCCCUCAAAGAAUUCUGGGCACUGUAGUUCGUUAAUGAUUGCUGGAAAUUGCCAUUUGUAAACCGCAGUGCCCAGAAUUGACGGAAAGAAUGUCUUUUGAGUGUGCUUUCAUAGUGUGUGCACAGCCCCAGUAUACUCUACUACCAAAGAGGGCCAGAUUUGAUGAAGUGAAGGGCCGUGAGUUCAACUUUAAGAUUGAAGUUGUUGAACUUUUUAUGAUUUUACCCCAAACUUGUUGUUGCUUUUUUUAGGAUUGGAUUUGUGAUUUGUUUAGCUUUUUAUCCCAGGAAAUAAACCAACCCCAGGAAAUAAAUCGACCGACAAAACAGGCUUUGGACAUGCCUGCUCUACUAUCAGACCACAUGUAAAUCUGCCACAUGUGUUUCUUCUGCUUUCCCCACCUGCUGGCCAUAAGACGUGGAUGGCAUUCAGAAGCCACAUGUGAAUUGACUAGCCAGCAACCUGAGACAGCUGGGCUAGAGUGGCAGCUGCUGGCCAUUGUCAGAAGCAUAAGAUUGCCUCUCCCAACAUUUUUUUUUUUUUUAAAUCUUGUCACGAUUCUCUUCCCCUGUCAUCAGCCUCAGGUUGAGACAUUCCUCUUGCCUGUUUACGUAAGAGGUGGGUGGGGAACCAAGGAUUUAUAGUUAUCGCCCAUUUUACACUGAAACACAUGAAACCAAUCGGGGAGCUGCGAGAAAUUCUUCUUGUGCUAAUCCUAAACUUCUCAUUUGUGCCUUAGGACUGCUACAUUCUGGAUCACGGCGGGAUGAAAAUCUACGUCUGGAAGGGCAAAGGAGCCUCUAAGAUGGAGAAGCAAACAGCCAUGUCUAAGGCCUUGGUAUGGCACGAGAAUUCAGCUAAGCUGCAAUUUUGUUAUAAUUUUAAAUGCCCCAGUCGUAUGCAGAUGGGAAAUGCAGAGACAGAAAGAUGUGUAUAUAAUUCUUUUAAAAAAUGCAAGGUUGGAAGGUGAACCAGUUUUGCAUGUUCCAAUUUACCAGGGACUGCCUGUUUUCUAGUAUUUGUCACUAUCCUUAUUUAGCCUUUCGGAGGAUAUGUGGAAGAUGCCUUUAAGGAGCUUUUGUUAGGGUGCGCUAACUUCCCUUCCAGCCGCCCCCUCCUCUUGCUGCUGCCAGUAAUUGCUUAACAUGGUUGUCAAACCACCAUAAAACACACAGCCUGACUGCAGUUGCUGUGGCUUAUUUGAGGCCUGUUGGCAGAAACGGAAGAUUUACUGGGAUUGUUAUUCUUCCCCCAAGCUCAGUUUUUAAUAAGCUGUAGAACCACAUUUAGCCGGCAGUCCGGAGUUUCACUGUCCCUGCUGUAAAUCUAUUUUUCACUUUUAUGUCCCCACCUUUGCAUUUAUGUCCAAGGAAUUCAGUGUGGCACGGGUGCUUCUCUCGCUCCCAAUUUUAUCCUCACAACGACACUGUGAGGAGAUGAAUUAGGCUGAGAGAUGGUGACUGGGGAUUUGGAGCCUGGUCUCCCAGUUCCUGGGGAUGCGGGUAGCGCUGUGGGUUAAACCACAGAGCCUGGGACUUGCCAAUCAGAAGGUUGGCAGUUCAAAUCCCCGCAACGGGGUAAGCCCCCGUUGCUUGGUCCCUGCUCCUGCCAACCUAGCAGUUCGAAAGCACAUCAAAAUGCAAGUAGAUAAAUAGGUACCACUCCAGCGGGAAGGUAAACUGUGUUUCCGUGCGCUGCUCUGGUUCGCCAGAAGCGGCUUAGUCAUGCUGGCCACAUGACCCGGAAGCUGUACGACAGUUCCCUUGGCCAAUAAAGCGAGAUGAGCGCCACAACCCCAGAGUCGGCCACGACUGGACCUAAUGGUCAGGGGUCCCUUUACCUUUACCUUUACCUCCCAGUUCCUAGUCCAACACCACACUGGUUCUCUUUCAGUAGCAACAUGCUGAAGGCUGCAGAGGAAACCUGUGCUAGAGGCAGGACCCAAAGCCUAUCCUUCCUUGCUUGCUUGCUUGCUUGCUUGUUCGCUACAGGAAUUCGUUCAGAUGAAAGGCUACCCUCCGAGCACUAACCUGGAGACGGUUCAUGACGGGGCAGAGUCAGCCAUGUUCAAGCAGCUGUUCCAGAAAUGGACAGUCCAGGACCAGACUGUGGGGCUAGGAAGAACCUACAACGUUGGCAAAAUUGGUAAGGAUGUGCAGAGACAUGCCUCGGAUCCUUUGGGCCAUUGGCAAGGAGCUGCGUAGACACCUCCCUCUCCAUCCCUGGUUCAGGCCAAUUCUGGUUUGCAUUCUGUCAUUCCCAGUUGCCGUUGUCUGGAGGCACAGGUCAAUUCUGCGUCCAGGGCAGCUGUCUACCAGCUCCACCUGGUACACAGGCUGAGACCCUACCUGCCCGCAGACUGUCUUGCCAGAGUGGUGCAUGCUCUAGUUAUCUCCCGUUUGGACUACUGUAAUGCACUCUGUGUGGGGACCCGGAAGUAAUGGAAUGCAUUACUUCCGGGUUUUGCCAGUCGCGCAUGCACAGACGCUCAAAAUGACAUCACGCGCAUGCGCAGAAGUGGCGAAUCGCGAUCCGCGCAUGCGCAGACGCUGGUUGCGUUCUGCUCUGGAUAUGAAUGGGGUCCUGGAACAGAUCCCAUUCAUCUCCAGAGGUACCACUGUAAGUUUCCGAGCACAAUUCAAAGUGUUGGUGCUGACCUUUAAAGCCCUAAACCAGGCUCCCUCAAACUUGGCCCUCCAGAUGUUUUGAGACACAGUUCCCAUCAUCCCUGACCACUGGUCCUGCUAGCUAGGGAUCAUGGGAGUUGUAGGCCAAAAACAUCUGGAGGGCCGAGUUUGAGGAAGCCUGCCCUGAACAGGCUCGACGCAGUAUACCUGAAGGAGCGUCUCUACCCCCAUCGUUCUGGAAAUUGAGGUCCAGCUCUGAGAGCCUUCUGGCAGUUCCCUCACAGCGAGAAGUGAGGUUACAGGGAACCAGGCAGAGGGCCUUCUGGGUAGUGGCGCUCACCCUGUGGAACACCCUCUCAUCAGACGUCAAGGAAAUCCGGAUGGGCAGAAUAUAAAUAAUAAAUUAUUAUUAUUAUCAUUAUUAGGAUGAUUAGGAUCUUUAGGUUUUCAGCAAUUUUGGCCAAGAGGUUGCAAUUUCUCCUAGCCUUGUUGCGACCCUUGUACUUGUCUCCAGGCCCAAGGGAUCAUGACCCCCACUUGGCAAAACCUCGUUCUGAUGGAUGCCAGCUGCUUCCUCCCUUUGACAGAUGUUUCCUUUCCAGCUAAGGUCGCCCAAGAGAAAUUUGAUGCCACCCUCUUGCACGCCCGACCAGAGUUGGCAGCCCAGGAGAGAAUGGUAGAUAGCGGGGAAGGAAAAGUGGAGGUAAGAGUUAUGAGCCCCAAUCCCAGAAUGGAAGCUCGAUUUCUUGUUGGCUCUCUAGUGAGUACAGUGGAAGAAGAAGAGUUUGGAUUUGAUAUCCCGCUUUAUCACUACCCGAAGGAGUCUCAAAGCGGCUAACAUUCUCCUUUCCCUUCCUCCCCCACAACAAACACUCUGUGAGGUGAAUGGGGCUGAGAGACUUCAAAGAAGUGUGACUAGCCCAAGGUCACCCAGCAGCUGCAUGUGGAAGAGCGGAGACGCAAACCCGGUUCACCAGAUUACGAGUCCGAGACUCUUAACCACUACACCACACUGCCUCUUGGUACCUCAGGUUACGAAUUUAAUUCAUUCCAGAGGGCCAUUUUUUUAUUAUUAAUUAAAUUUUAUUUAACAUAAUUAUCACAAAAUACAAGCAAAAUACAUACAAAUACAUGCAUACAUAUAUUUUUCAGAUAAGCGCACAUAUAUAAAAAAGAACAAAAAAGAAAAAAGGAAGAAAAGAAAAAGAAAAAAUAAGAAGAAAAAUUGGAAGAAGAAGAAAAAUUGGAAGAAUUUCUUUCCAAUUUAUUCUACAAAUAUCCCGGAGGUCCAUUCUUAACUCACAACUGUUCUUAACCUGAGGCGCGCUUUCGCUAAUGGGGCCUCCUGCUGCCGCCGUGCCACCGGCAUGCGAUUUUCGUUCUCAUCCUGGGGCAAAGUUUGUAACCCGAGGUACUACCUCCGGGUUAGCGGCGUUUGAACCCAAGGUGUUUGUAACCCGAGGUACCACUGUAGAAGUGCCCCACAUUUGCAUACAAUAUUUUUCUCUUCUUUUAUAUUUCCAAAAUAACAUACUAGCACAGAGGUGAUUGAUAUUCUCCAGUAGUGAAUGAUUGUGGUACUCUGAUACUGGAAGUGAGGUUGGACGAGUCACAAUCACCUUGGCUGCCAUUGGCUUAGCGCAAGCAUAGGCAAACUCCGGCCCUCCAGAUGUUUGGGACUACAAUUCCCAUCAUCCCUGACCAGUGGUCCUGUUAGCUAGGGAUGAUGGGAAUUGUAGUCCCAAACAUCUGGAGGGCCGGGGUUUGCCUAUGCCUGGCUUAGCUGCUGUGAUGUCACACAGAGGGGUCUGGCAGCCUAAGGCUUAGCAACCGGAGGGGAGGGGAUUUGCAAAGCCUUAGAAGUCAUUAGCAACAAACUGCUGAAAACUUGCUGUUUAGGAAUACGAAUAGCAUUCAUCUGUAAUGUUUCUAACAUAUUGCUUUUGCACCCUUCCCCCAAGUUUCUACAAAAGGUUUUUUAAAAUAAAUAAUAACUGCCAUUUCGUGGCAGGAAAAGGCAAUUUCAAUGCAGCCAGAAAUGUUCAGAGUAGGAAAAACUGCAUUGUUGUCUUAAUUGGCACCAUAUAAUCUGGGUACAGAAUGCGAUUGUUUAGCUCUUAGGAGUUGAUGUUCCUUGGAAUUUAUUUUGUGUUCAUUCACAAGUCACAAGAGCUGAGAUGUUGGAAGUGUGAAAUCUACAGUAAAAGGUAAAGGCAAAGGGACCCCUGACCAUUAGGUCCAGUUGUGGCCAACUCUGGGGUUGCGGCACUCAUCUCGCUUUAUUGGCCAAGGGAGCCAGCAUACAGCUUCUGGGUCAUGUGGCCAGCAUGACUAAACUGCUUUCUGGUGAACCAGAGCAGCGCACGGAAACACCGUUUACCUUCCCGCCAGAGCGGUACCUGUUUAUCUACUUGCACUUUGACAUGCUUUCGAACUGCUAGGUUGGCAGGAGCAGGGACCGAGCAACGGGAAGUCACCCCGUUGCGGGGAUUCGAACUGCCAACCUUCUGAUCGGCAAGUCCUAGGCUCUGUGGUUUAGACCACAGCGCCACCCGAAAUCUACAGUAUGCUUGCUCAAAAGUAUCUUUGCGUGCAGCACUAGAAGUAACGAAGGAAACACAGGGAUCCCAAUCCUGUGCUUAACUUGUCCAGUGUUUUUGGGGAGAAUUGGUGGGCAGAAGAAGAGGUGCUUAUCCUUAUCCCUGCUCACUGAUUCUGCUUUGCAAGUGCCACUGUCAGCUAUUUUUAAUUCCCCUACUGCCACUGCCCACUGCCAUGUCAGCUUGUGAAACUAGAAUCAUAGAAUCAUAGAAUCAUAGAAUCAUAGAAUCAUAGAGUUGGAAGAGACCACAAGGGCCAUUGAGUCCAACCCCCUGCCAAGCAGGAAACACCAUCAGAGCACAACUGACAUAUGGUUGUCAAGCCUCUGCUUAAAGACCUCCAAAGAAGGAGACUCCACCACACUCCUUGGCAGCAAAUUCCACUGUCGAACAGCUCUUACUGUCAGGAAGUUCUUCCUAAUGUUUAGGUGGAAUCUUCUUUCUUGUAGUUUGGAUCCAUUGCUCCGUGUCCGCUUCUCUGGAGCAGCAGAAAACAACCUUUCUCCCUCCUCUAUGUGACAUCCUUUUAUAUACUAUUUGAACAUGGCUAUCAUAUCACCCCUUAACCUCCUCUUCUCCAGGCUAAACAUGCCCAGCUCCCUUAGCCAUUCCUCAUAAGGUAUUGUUUCCAGGCCUUUGACCAUUUUGGUUGCCCUCCUCUGGACACGUUCCAGUUUGUCAGUGUCCUUCUUGAAUUGUGGUGCCCAGAACUGGACACAGUACUCCAGGUGAGGUCUGACCAGAGCAGAAUACAGUGGCACUAUUACUUCCCUUGGAGCGAGCCUGGUCAGAAAAGCAGCCCUGAGGAUGUUUUUAGGGGGGAAUCAGUGAUGUGCCAGCACCAGAGGGAUAAUGAGUUGCUUCUACCUGCUCACCUGCCGGUCUAACCCUGCGUGAGUCCCCUUGCCCUACAUUUCAAUUAAUCUCAGCAAAACAAGUGUUAAGGUAGCAAUGAAAGGAUCUGUCAGUUGUGGUUCUCUGGGCUUCCCUUUUUUUCCAGUCUUAAAUUCAGUUCUCCACGUUUAAUGCCACAAUUUGCAUUUUUAAAAAAAUCCUCAUGAAAAUUCAUCAGCAUUUUAGUGCAAAUUUCUCCCAAUAAAGAAAUUUUUGUAUGCCGUUUUAACUCUUGUCCAUAUUUUCGCAAGCAUUUCCUCCCUAAUUUUAUGCAUUUUUGCAUGCUACCUUCACUAAUCAUCUUUAUUACAGUAUAUGUAUUUGAAUCUAUCGUCUUUGAUAAAAUGCGUGCUGCAAUAUGAAUUUUCGUGCAGUUUUCUUUUUUAGAAAGCAGAUAAAUGCCCAAACAUGGGCCAGAAAUAGGUUGGUUAACCUAGGUUAUGACUGCACAUUUGCUGAGAUAACAUCUAGUUCCACUCUCUGUUUUGUUAUCUCUAGGUCUGGAGGGUUGAGAACCUGGAGCUGGCGCCAGUGGACCAUCGAUGGCAUGGAUUCUUCUACGGUGGAGACUGCUACUUAGUCCUGUACACCUAUGAGGUCAACAGGAAACCCCAUUACAUCUUGUACAUUUGGCAGGUAAGUGAACAGCUUCAGAUGAGGAAGGCCCUGUUUCUGUUGACUUCCCAGAGGAGUUGGCUUCAGAAGUCUUAGGUGCUGCUACCAAAUGUUCCUUUCAAUUGUCCAUGGUGUACAGGUAAUGGUGGCUGUAAACUAUGGUUAGGGAAAUUGGCUGGUGCACAAACUGCAUAUAGCGCACACAGUCCUUGCGCUCUGCUCCCUCCCGCCAUAGAGUUUGAAAUGCUUGUGUUACCCCCAGGACACAACCCUUUUGGAUGGAUGAGACUGAGAGAGGUUGACUGGCUCAGAGUCGCCCAAUAACUUUCAUGGCUCCGUUGAGGAUUUGUACUUGAGUCUCUUAAAUCCAAUAUGGCUAAUGAGAGCCUACGUUGGAGACCCUCACUCAGCGUGGCGGUAAUGUGCAGCUAUACUCACCGCAUGCUAGAUCUCCCUGUGCUUCAGGGGCUGUUGAAUAUAAGGGUAGUGAAAGCGCAGCUAAGAAGGUCAAAUCAUAUAUAUAACUGACACCCCCCUUCUUUGGAAAUUAAACCAAUGUCCAGACUCUAACAUGCAAAAACUUUACUUGCAGAAACUGUUAAUUAUAGAUGAAUUAAAACAUAAUAUUUACAGUUGCAUGCUCAUCCAAGCAUGGGCCUACAUGUAUUUAUUUUUUACACUGUAGCCGUUGCUUUAAUUUCAUUUUUGUAUUAUUCUCUUGUAUUCAUGGAUGCAUAUUUGUACUUAACUUCACACUGAAUUGAAGCCACUUUGUGUUCUUCCUAAAAGAGGCUCCUGGGAGGCCGGACGGACAUUGCUGGAACAACUCUUGGGUUGGGGCAACUGGCUAAAAGGUUUUAAAAUGUUUUAAACGGUUCUAAAUUUGGUUCCUUUUUUGUUUUGGUCAGGUUGAUGUUGGUUAAAUGUUUAGUUGGGGUUGGCAGUUAUUUUAAUUUGGGUAUAACCGUAAACUGGUUGUUGUUGUUGUUGUUUUCUAUUAAUUUAUUGGCUUGUUUGUUGCUCGUAUAGGAUAUUUUGUUUUUUAAUGUUUGAUGCUUUGUUGUGUUUUUAUAUAUGUUGUAAGCCCGCCCAGAGUGGCUCGCGAAACCCAGCAAGAUGGGCAGGAUAUAAAUUUAAAAAUUCUUAUUAUUAUUACAGUCUCUUCUUCUAACUUCCAAACAGCAGUGUUUUCCUGUCUUUCCAGAGCCCAGCACUCUGCUUUCUUUCUCUCAGUUAGGCCAUGCCUUGCAGCUCCUAUGAGAGAUUUACCUUCUCCAUUUUACCUGCUCCCUUAAGCCGAGAAGAAACACUCUAACACUCUAUUCAACUGAGCAGUGUUCACAGUGGAUUCUAAAACACAGUCAUCUUGCUUCCCAUAAAAUGAAGUCUCUCCUUCACUAUUUCCCUCCCAUGUGACCAACCUUAACUAAUCACAUGAGAACCGCUGUUGUUGUUGUUUAGUCAUUUAGUCGUGUCCGACUCUUCGUGACCCCGUGGACCAGAGCACGCCAGGCACUCCUGCCUUCCACUGCCUCCCGCAGUUUGGUCAAACUCAUGCUGGUAGCUUCGAGAACACUCUCCAACCAUCUCGUCCUCUGUCGUCCCCUUCUCCUUGUGCCCUCCAUCUUUCCCAACAUCAGGGUCUUUUCCAGGGAGUCUUCUCUUCUCAUGAGGUGGCCAAAGUCUUGGAGCCUCAGCUUCACGAUCUGUCCUUCCAGUGAGCACUCAGGGCUGGUUUCCUUCAGAGUGGAGAGGUUUGAUCUUCUUGCAGUCCAUGGGACUCUCAAGAGUCUCCUCCAACACCAUAAUUCAAAAGCAUCAAUUCUUCGGUCAUCAGCCGUCUUUAUGGUCCAGCUCUCACUUCCAUACAUCACUACUGGGAAAACCAUGGCUUAAACUAUGCGGACCUUUGUUGGCAAGGUGAUGUCUCUGAGAACCGCUAGAGAACACUAUAGAAUUCAGUUACCAACCAAUCAAAUUUAAACCCAUAGCAAUGAAUACAAGCACUUUCAAUUUCAGUGAAUUCCAUUACUGUACUCAACAGGGACGCCAUGCCACGGUGGACGAGCUUGCGGCUUCAGCCUACCAUGCAGUGGAGCUGGAUCAGCAGUACAACGGGGAGCCUGUGCAGGUGCGGCUGAACAUGGGCAAAGAGCCGCGCCACUUCUUGGCCAUCUUCAAAGGCAAGCUUGUCUUCUUUGAGGUAUGGAGGAGAAUUAAGGAGCACCAUGGAAAAUCACAAACUGAAUUCCCCAGGCGUCAGGCCUGUUACAGCUAAGUGUGUUGCUGCAGCUUAGAAGCAAGGAUCCCGGGACCCUCCAGAUAAUGUUGGGACUUCACAUCCCAUAAUCCUGAGCCCAAUGGUUGGGGGUGAUGGGACCUGUAGGGUCACAGGUUCCCCAUCCCUGCUGUACCUGCUCAAGACCAUUGUGAGUCACAGCCAGAUUCUCCCUGAACACAAACUCUUUGCCCUUCUGGUAUAUUCUGAGGGGCAAAAGUCAGGAGCGAAGGAGGAGACCAGAACCCAGGUUCCCUGACGUCUCAGUGGAACAGUCUGUCCUUGGGUCUUAUUCUUGUCGCUUACAGCAGCCAAGAUGGGAAGGGCAUAGAGUGACAACACAGUUCAUUCCUUGUUGGAGCUUCCCUUCUUUGAAUGAAUAUGGAAGCUUGUCUCUGUCAUCCCUGCUGUAAAAAAAGGGAAGAGGGAGGCAGGGAGUCUUAGAUACUCGAGGAAUCACGUCAACCAUGCAGAAUCAGGCACCAGCUUUGGCUUUUCAUGUUUUUCCCUUUCUCCCGCCUUUCUUUUAAAAAGGAAAAAAAAGAGAGAGAUUAUAGUCCUCAUUGUACAAGCAAUAUCUUCUGAAAGUUGAAAAAAACAAAUGGGAACUGGAUUUCAAUGGCUUUGGAAUAGGGAUUCCCAUGAUCUCACAAUUUGGCAGUCCUGACUUUCCUGCCCUUCCCCCACUCCAUCUGCUGCUGUCUCUGUUUUUCCUUGUCCUUACCUGAUUGGCAAAAUAUUCCAAAUUCUAGUGUUCCAGCCACUCUGGCUGCCCAAUAUAUUUUUUACUCUGCUCUGUGUGAUUUAAAAAAAUAUAUAAUUGCACAUCUGGAUAAGGAUCAGCUCACAGUUUUUUUUGCAGUUGACACCGAUUGGGGUAGCUACCCUCUCGUGGGGAUCAUAUGGUCCAGACAUUCAUUGAAUGAGUACCUGGAACUAGGCUUUUAGUCAGGUAGCAUCCAUGCUUUGAGAUAUUCUUCGCCUCAAAGUUGGAUGGUGCCAACAAUUUGUUCUUUUAGGUGCCUCUUUAAGCCUUUUUUUUUUUAAAAAAAAAAAUCCAAUCAGGCAUUUCCAAGCCAGCUUUGCUGAAUAUUGUUCUUAUUGGUUUUACAGGUUUUACAGAUAGUAACCAAAUCAUGGGUUAGAAAGGCAUUUCAUUUCCUCCACAAACUGGGAAUUAGGACUAAAUAUGUCACCAGCUGGUAUCUGCAGAAUCAGUGAUGAAGAAUCCCAUUUAUACAAAUGAAAUCCUUUGAUCCAGGCAGGUGUCAGAUGUAGCAGAAGAUUAAAUACUUGUUCUGAGGUGCUACUGAUGAAUUUAACAAUAUUCAGAAGUGCGUGGAAAAGGUACCUGAACUCCCAAUAGUCUAGUGAGUCUGCCUCCAGGAAUAUUUGUGCACUUAUUUAAUAGGAUGGGAAAGAGGAAGUGUUUCAAUAGGUGUCGGUCAAAGGCAGUGCUUUUUUCUAAGAAAAAAAUGUUUAGGGGUACUCUCAUUUUCCUACUCAUAUUGAAAUACUGCCCCUCUAUGAGGUCAAACAUAGAUUCACAAUAUGUUUAGGAGUAUGCCUGCCCCCAGAAAAAAAAGCCCUGGUCACAGGUAUUAAUCUCAGGGGUGGUUUCGCCUUUGCCUUAAGUAUUUAACUCAAGUCCCAUCUAGAAGCUUCUCAUUGAAAAUACUUGUCUGUUGCAUGGUUGAGAAGUGAUAAUCCCAGACCUUUGCCCCUCCAGCUUCUUUCCCUGUAGAUGUGCAUUUUGUAAAUUUUCACCUGCAUAGCCAGUGCGGCCAUCAGGGUAGGACUCUGGGGUAGGAGACCAGAGGCCCAGUCAGGAGAAUGAAGAGGAGACUCCCUAUAUGCAGCAGCGAGCGAAGGAAUAAAUACAAGAUGGGUGACACCUGGCUUGAGAGCAGUACAUGUGAAAAGGAUCUAGGAGUCUUGGUUAACCACAAACAUGACAUGAGCCAACAGUGUGACGCAGCAGCUAAAAAAGCCAAUGCAAUUCUGGGCUGCAUCAAUAGGAGUAUAGUAUCUAGAUCAAGGGAAGUAAUAGUGCCACUGCAUUCUGCUCUGGUCAGACCUCACCUGGAGUACUGUGUCCAGUUCUGGGCACCACAGUUCAAGAAGGACACUGACAAACUGGAAUGUGUCCAGAGGAGGGCAACCAAAAUGGUCAAAGGCCUGGAAACGAUGCCUUAUGAGGAAUGGCUAAGGGAGCUGGGCAUGUUUAGCCUGGAGAAGAGGAGGUUAAGGGGUGAUAUGAUAGCCAUGUUCAAAUAUAUAAAAGGAUGUCACAUAGAGGAGGGAGAAAGGUUGUUUUCUGCUGCUCCAGAGAAGCGGACACGGAGCAAUGGAUCCAAACUACAAGAAAGAAGAUUCCACCUAAACAUUAGGAAGAACUUCCUGACAGUAAGAGCUGUUCGACAGUGGAAUUUGCUGCCAAGGAGUGUGGUGGAGUCUCCUUCUUUGGAGGUCUUUAAGCAGAGGCUUGACAACCAUAUGUCAGGAGUGCUCUGAUGGUGUUUCCUGCUUGGCAGGGGGUUGGACUCGAUAGCCCUUGUGGUCUCUUCCAACUCUAUGAUUCUAUGAAAUAUUACCAUCGAAUCCAGGGGUAGGCAACCUAAGGCCCGUGGGCCAGAUGUGGCCCAAUCGCCUUCUCAUUCCAGCCAGCGUGUUUUUACAUGAGUAGAAUGUGUCCUUUUGUUUAAAAUGCAUCUCUGGGUUAUUUGUGGGGCAUAGGAAUUUGUUCUUUUUUCCCCUCUUCAAAAUAUAGUCUGGCCCACCACAUGGUCUGAGGGAUGGUGGACUGGCCCACGGCUGAAAAAGGUUGCUGACCCCAAUCUAAUCCAUCACCACUGCUGUAAGGCCAUUAAGGUUACUUAGGUGAACCGUGCCAUUGCUCCAGUCUCAUCGUUAGGUUAGCAGCGAUGUCGGUUUGUUGUUCUGCCCUUCCCUCACUUGGUCUUUAGGGCGGGACAUCCAGGAAAGGCAGGAGCGAAGCGGAACCACCAGUGCGGCUCUUCCAGAUCCGUGGAACGGACAGCUCCAACACGAAGGCGGUAGAAGUGCCGUCUGUGGCUGCCUCUCUCAACUCCAACGAUGUCUUCUUGCUGAAGACCCAGACGGACCAUUACUUGUGGUAUGGCAAGGUGAGGCUAGGAAAGGUGGCUAGGAGCAGGGAUGAGGGCAACGUCAAGCAGGAGGGCGGGUGGGAAUCCAGAACCCCACCAUCCUUUGCUUUUCAAACAGGCCGCCACAGGGGCAUCCUGCCAGAAAGGUUUUUACAUGGACGGGUGGGUGUCGGAAUUAAGAAAAGAAAAAUUGGUGAGACCAAAUGUCUGGUAUAGAAUUUGGACUCCUUGCAGUGACGAGGGAACCUUCAACUUUCAUCAAAAACAGCAGUGUAGUCCCAAGUCUCUGUCUUUCAUGGUUGUGAAAGAUAACUUGGAAAUGCGUGACUUACUAUUAUUAUUAUUAUUAUUAUUAUUACCCCACCCAUCUGGGUUUCCCCAGCCAAUCUGGGCGGCUCCCAACAGAAUAUUAAAAACAUGAUAAAACAUCAAUCAUUAAAAACUUUUGUUAACAGGGGUGUCUUCAGAUGUCUUCUAAAAGUCAGAUAGUUGUUAUUUCCUUGACAUCUGAUGGUAGGGCGUUCCACAGGGCGGGUGCCACCACCAAGAAGGCCCUCUCCCUGGUUCCCUGUAACUUCGCUUCUUGCAGUGAGGAAACCACCAGAAGGCCCUCGGAGCUGGACCUCAGUGUCUGGGCUAAACGAUGGGGGUGGAGACGCUCCUUCAGGUAUACUGGGCCAAGGCCAUUUAGGGCUUUAAAAGUCAGCACCAACACUUUGAAUUGUGCUCUGAAACGUACUAACGUAGGAAUAAAUUUCGAAAGCAUUUCAGCUAUGGUAUGCUAUUCAGAUUUUGGCACACAGUGAGUAGCAGCUUAAAAUUAAAUAGAGAAAGGAAGUCACAAGCCCCCGUGACUGUAGAGGGCACUUUGAGAAAGUGCACAUGGCCAGGAACACAGAACUAGGAUUAUCACGGAGCAGAAUGCAGCAGUUGCCUAGGGCAGCAGAUUCCAGAGGAAGAGCACCCUGUCUAUAUCUCAGAGGCGACAGAGCACACAUUUUGCAUGCACAAGGUCCCAGAUUCAAUCUACUGCAACUCCAGGUAGGUUUACAAAAGACUCCUGUCUAAAAGCCCUGGAGAGCCACUGUCAUCCAGUUUUGGGUAGCCAAUACAGAGCUAGAUGGACCAGGGGGAUGACUCUGUAUAAAGGCAGCUUCUUCUAUUCCUAGAACAUCUCCCUGCAGUGGCUGCAUUUGCAUUUAUGAGGACAAGCCAUAGCAACUCUUGGGCUACAGUAGAAACAUCUCACUUGGAAGCUUUUGCUUCCACUUUAGAUUAAAUGCUGCUUUGUGUGAUGUCACAACCCAGGCAAACCAGGGUUAAUCUUAACUAUGGUUUGUCAAAACCGGUCACGUCAGAAGAGGGGGAAGCGCGUGACACCAACGGCUUGCCACAGCUUGUUCUUAUAAUGCUAAACCAGGGUUUAGUGUUAUGUGCAAACACAGCCUGUGCGGCCCUUUUUAUGGGAGCAGGCAAGAUUGUUGACUUCUAGCUCCAAGUGCGGACGUACAUAAGGCCUGUAGUGCCCAGAUAGCUCAGGGGAAAAUGUUUGGUGUCUUGUCAAGUAGUAGACCAGUAUGAAGUAAGCAGCACAUAAGCGGCAUACAAAACACUACCAAACCAUUCUACGUUCUAAAUCUUAUAUUAAUAAUCCAAACACUGAGAGAACAAGGUACAAGAUCUACUACAGAAGCCACAAACAGAAAACUCAUUCAAAUUGUGUCCAAAAGGAAGAUUCAGUCUUUAAAGUUCCUUUAGCCAGGCUCCUGUAGAUAUCAGCGAAGAUAAGUUUGAUCAAACGAAGUGUCAGUGAUGUUACGCACGAGAGUUAGACAGGGUGCCGGCGUUUGUCACCUGUUUCGCCCAUGAAGAGUCUCGGACUUCUUCAGUAAAUUCUCUCUCACGGUUUUGAUAUAUUUCUAAACAUUCAAGUCCAUAUGUUACAUUCCUUCUUGGCUUAAGCUACAAUAUUUAAUUUCUUUCUUCAGGAAAUUCUCCCUCAAGAUUUUGGUGCAUUUACAUACAUUCAACUGCAUAUGCGAAGUUCUUUCUUGACUUAAGCAUUUAUUCAUUGUAUUUCCCGUGGUGUCUUGUCAAGGCAUGACUGCAGGCGUCCCCUUACACCAAAACCUUUCAAGAUUGUUUCGUAGCCCACCUAGAUGUGGGUCAGCAAGCUGCCCUUCCACUUCCGCCACCUUACCUCUGUGGGUUUUCAUUCCAGGGUUCCAGUGGCGAUGAACGGGAAAUGGCCAAGGAGUUGGCCACCACCCUUUGCAACGGGAUUCAGGAGAUGGUAGCAGAAGGGCAGGAACCCCCCGAGUUUUGGGAGCUGCUUGGAGGCAAAGCCCCCUAUGCAAGUGAGAAAAGGUAUUUGCGCCCUGUCCCUAAACUCUAGUACUUGCUUGUGUAUCUGGGUGCUUCUAGGCAGGGGGCUUAAAUAUUGCAAGCAGGUGUUCGGAUAUCACAAAUAUCACUUACCAGAUUCCCCCCAGUAAGGGUGAAUCUGGAUUAAAUGGGGCAGGGGGAGGAUACGGGUUGGUAUUUUGAUACUAAUGAUAUCAUAGGGAUGCUGUGAGAAACUCGCAUGCAUUGAUCCCAUAAUAAACACCCACCUGGAAGCACCCUCUGUCCCCAACAUUAGCAUCCCAGAAUCAUAGAGUUAGAAGGCACCCCCAAAGCGUCAUCUAAGCAAAAUUUCCUGCAAUGCAGGAAUCACAGAUGAAGAAUUAUCUAGAGAGGUAGACUCAACUAGCGCCUACUUCCAAGAGCUUUUCGACAACCCAGGCUUUAAAAAUAUAUAUACAUUAUGUUUUUAUUAGGCUUUUUAAAAACAAACAAAACAAAACACUAUUGGGUUGUGAUUAUUUUUAUUGCUGUUAUUUUUUUAUUACAAUGCUGAAAUACUUGUGCUUCAUAAAGUUUGUGCAUUGAUUGUUAAAGGCAGACGUGAGUCACCUUGGCAAUAUGCUAUGUUGAAGGGCAGCAGAGAAGCAAGUAAAACUAAAAUAAUAAAUAAAGGGAUUAAUAACGGGGCCAGCAGAUCUUGGUCCACAUCUCCACAUCCUUAUAAGCACGUUGGAAGUGAGACCUAAAAAGGACUUUCUCAAACAGUCUCUGUCUUACAGGCUGCAGGAGGAGAUCCCUGACCACCCUCCACGGCUCUUUGAAUGCUCCAACAAGACCGGAUGCUUUGUAGCCAUUGAGAUCACAGACUUUACCCAAGAUGACCUCAGUGAAAGUGAUGUGAUGAUGCUGGAUACCUGGGACCAGGUGAGACUGGGGCAGGGGAGUCUGAAGUACCGUCCUGAAUUUCCUAGCCUCUCAUUCUAUGGUGGCUGUGUGAUUUAAAGUCUCUGGCUACUUCCUGUAAUUCUUCCACUCUGUUUGAGUGUUAAGGAGCACAAGGCAGCCUCCUGAAGGUAUGAUUACUCUGCGGAGCAGGGAGUGUGGAGCAUUGGAGGCUUGCAGUCCCUUAAAAAUAUUGUAGUUUGGAAAGGCUUAAAAAGGAAAAGGUAAAGGACCCCUGACAAUUAAGUCCAGUCGCAAAUGACUCUGGGGUUGCGGCACUCAUCUCGCUUUAUUGACUGAGAAAGCCGAUGUUUGUCUGCAGACAGUUUUUCUGGGUCAUGUGGCCAGCAUGACUGAGCCGCUUCUGGCAAACCAGAGCAGCGCACAGAAACACCGUUUACCUUCCCACCGGAGUGGUACCUAUUUAUCUACUUGCACUUUGACAUGCUUUUGAACUGCGAGGUUGGCAGGAGCUGGGACUGAGCAGCGGGAGCUCACCCCAUCACGGGGAUUCGAACUGCUGACCUUCCGAUCAGCAAGCCCUGGGCUCUGUGGUUUAGACCACAGUGCCACCCACUUAGCAGAAGGCAAAGGCAGUAAGCUUGGUUCUCAAGCAGAAUAAAUGAGCUCCAAAAUACCCCCCCCCCCACACACAAAAGAGCGUAUUAAGUUUCUAGGACUAGCAAAGGAACUAUAGAAAUGCAAAAAUAGCUUCAUGAAGGAUGUCUGCUGAUGCUUACAAGCCACAACAGCCAGGACGGUUUCUUUUCCCCUAGUGCCACUGAUAAUAUGGAGAUAGACAAUAGGAUGCAGCUCCUGAUCCACUUGCCUUGCUCCCCUUCAGCAUCUAAGUGCCCCACUGUUAGGAGUUCUGGGUUUGAAGGAACCUUUGGACUGCCACAGUCUGUGGAUAAUGCCAUUAUAUAGUUUAGUCACUUAACUUACCUGCCUAUCGGGAUGGAAUCGGGAGUUUCCUCCAUUUGUCCUGGUUUAGCUUCCUUACUGGUGUGCCCCCUAAGACUUCUGUGACACCUGGGAAUAUCCUUACGGUCAAAACCAAUGUUUCCCUAGUUUUCUUCCAGGGCAGCUGUAUACUACAAGCAAUGGGUGACCUUAGACUAGGGGUAGGCAACCUAAGGCCCGGGGGCCGGAUGCGGCCCAAUCGCCUUCUCAAUCCGGCCUGCGGACAGUCCGGGAAUCAGCACAUUUUUACAUGAGUAGAAUGUGUCCUUUUAUUUAAAAUGCAUCUCUGAGUUAUUUGUGGGGUCUGUCUGGUGUUUUUACAUGAGUAGAAUGCGUGCUUUAAUUUAAAAUGCAUCUCUGGGUUAUUUGUGGGGCAUAGGAAUUCGUUCAUUUAUUUAUUUUUUAAUGAUUUUAUUGCUAUCAUUCACUUUAACACACCAAACAGAAAAGAAAACAAAUUUCCAUCACCACCAAACAAAAAAGAAAGGAAUCAACUAAUAGUCUUCAAACCAUAAAAUAAAAAUGUUUUUUUUUCUAUCAACCAGACUUCCUGUCUAUUCCUUAUUACAGAUUCUAUAUUAUUUGUUCAUUGCCAUUACACAACUAGUUUUGUUCAAGUUUAAUAACCCUUGGUCCAUUCAUAGGUUUUACACCAUUCUUAAAACUGCUACUGAAAUUAUUCGAGUGCCCCCCCACAAGGUCUGAGGGACAGUGGAUCGGCCCCCUGCUGAAAAAGUUUGCUGACCCCUGCCUUAGACUAAAUCUAGACCUCUGAAUGGGGGCAGAGCUCAGUCCCUGUGUGCUCCUUUUAUCUACAGUACUAUGAUCAGGACAGAUAUCGUGUUGUCCUGCACAGUCGCAUCAACCUUUGCCGAUAAAUCACUACAGUCUGGUUUCAGAAAAGCUUCCUAGUUCUGACUCCAGGGGUGGCUGUCAUUGGACUCUAAUUCCCAUCUGUCCCAGCCAGAAGGGCCAAUGGUCAACUGUCAAGAGUUGCGGCCCAACAACAUCUGGAGAAUCGCAGGUUCCCCCGCUCUAAUGCUCCCUGUUGUCCGAUGGAGCAACUUCUGAAUCAUCGCUCUUCUCUUUCCCCAGAUUUUCCUAUGGAUUGGCAAAGAAGCUAACGAGACAGAGAGGAAGGAGGCAGUGACGAUGGCUCAGGAAUACCUGCAGACCCAUCCCAGCGGGAGGGAGACCGACACCCCCAUCCUCAUAAUCAAGCAAGGUUUUGAACCGCCCAACUUCACAGGCUGGUUCCUGGCUUGGGACCCAUAUCGGUGGAGUGUAAGUGGAAACCAUGCCUGAACCAAAUCGCUUUUGUUUUCUAGAGAUCUAGGGGUGAUUUCUCCCACGAGUGGAAUUCAACAAAUGAGUUUGGUCAGUGGAGGCCUGUGCAACAACUUCCACUUGCACAAUAGGGCUUCUCCCCCCCCCCCAAAAAAAUGCACCCCCUGAAAUGGGCUCUGAGGCAGUCAGGAGAACCCCCAGAACAGUGUCUGGAAACUGAAAGGCUUGCGGUGACAGAACAAUUGACAGUGUGAUGUUGAAUUUCACCCCAUGUGCCAAAUUGACAGAGAGUGGCACACACUUUUUGAAAUAAAUAAAACAGAUAUAAGUUGGGUCAUUUGCUGAAACAAAUACUGACAAAUAUUUGAAAUCUGCAGGUAUGUCCAGUUUUGUCAAUUAAGUUUUUGAAUGUGGAAUUUCUCAUAUGAAUUUUGAUUGUGAAAUUUUCCUGUAACAUUCAAAAUCCAAGUGCUUUGCAAGCUACUUUGGGGGAUCGUUUUAUUGUUUUGAUUUUGGCAGGCAUUCAAUUUGUACACUGUUGAUUAUCAGAUACAUCUGAACCACUGGGAUACUGCGUGUCAGCUAAACCUCACACAUAACACCCUGAGCUCCUUUGAGAAUAUCCAGACUAUAGAUGUGGAAGAUCAAUGCAUUGACUCUGCAGUCUUAACCAUGCCUACUCUGACUUAAGUUCUACUGAAUUCAUGAUAAGGACUUUGGUCUUAUGCAAGCGGGUCAUCUUAGUUCUGAUUGGUUGCAACUCAAUUCAGAACAGGUCUCGGGGAGAAAUGCUUGGGAGUAAAACCCUGUUUCUAGCACAAGAAGGUGCUAUGGUGCCAUAACCCUCUUACAGAUUAGUGGUUUUUUUGAACCCUUGCAGGAAGGAAAGACAUAUGAGCAGCUGAAGAAGGAACUGGGAGAUGCCAACAACAUUGUCAGAAUCACGGCUGUAAGUUGACGCUUUGGUUUCCCCAGUGAGAAACGAGGUCAGUGGCUAAGUAGGGGAAGAGAGUAUUUCACAUUGUCUGUUGGUUAGGAAACAAAAAUUAUUACCUGGGACUUUCUGCAUGCAAAGUAUGAGUUCUCUGUUGGACACAGUCAAAAUUGAGCUAAAGUUCUGCCUUCUCCUACUGCACCUCCAGCAACAUCAUGGCUGAGGCAAGGAAAACCCAUCCCUGUGGCCUUUAUUUACUUUUGGUACCCUGGUGGCUUUCUAAAGUAGUGUGCCAUGACCAGAGGAUGAGAAAUUUAUUAAAUAAUUGAAGGGUUCUCCCAAGCCCAAUAUUCCCACCCACAGAGGACCCUGCCCACUGUGUGUCUGCAAGAUUCACUACUCCUUCCAUUCAUUCUCCCCUCAAAUCCAGAGAGAAACAGCCGAGUUACUCAUCCUCUCCCAUGCAGUGAAUCGCACAAAAACACAGGUGGAUUUCUCUGGGGUCAAAUAAGUUCCUAGUCUUAAAAGUGCUUUCAGUUUGGCUUCCUCAUAAGCAUAGAAUUUAUUUAUUAACUAAAUGCCUCUAUUAUUAAAGUUCUGUAUAUAAGAAGCCUGUACAGUCGUACCUUUGCUCCCGAACGCCUUGCGAGUCGAACGUUUUGGCUCCCAAACCUGGAAGUGAAUGUUCCAGUCUGUGAACGUUCUUUGGAACCUGAACGUCCGCCGCUGCUUCUGAUUGGCUGCAGAAGCUUCCUGCAGCCAAUCGGAAGCCGCGCCUUGAUUUCCGAACGUUUUGGAAGUUUAACGGACUUCCGGAAUGGAUUUCGUUUGCCUUCCAAGGUACCACUGUAUAGGGUCUGCUUCUACAGAUGGCAUUUUAAAAACCUGCCCCUUUUCUGCUCAGGAUCUGAAUGGCGCAUCCCUCACUCCAAGGCCUGGGACCUUGGACAGCAGCAACUGCCCUACCUACCCUCUAGAAGUCCUGCUGUCCAGCCAGGAUGAGCUACCAGAAGACGUGGAUCCUGCUAAGAAGGAGGCAAGUUGUUUAUUUGUUUUCUUGCAUUUAUAUCACAGUUUUCUUCCAUCAUGGAACUCAUGAUGGCAUUCCUGUGGGUUGCUAGGCUUUCACCCAUCUAGACCCUUUAGCCUCAAGCUCCUUCUGUUCUGAACUACUUACCGUAUUUUUCACUCCAUAAGGCCAUGGGGUGCACCUAGUUUUCAGAAUUCCACCCCCCCCCUGUAGAAAAGCCAGCAGAAGUCGCUCACCCUUUAAAGAGUGCACGGCUUUUGCAGGAGGUGGGGGAAUUCCCCCAUCUCCCGCAAAAGCCUACAGGAGCCGCACACUCUUUAAGGAGCGCACGGCUCCUGCUGGCUUUUCUACGAGAAGGGAGAAGGGACUGAAGCGGCCAGUCAGUCCCUUCUCCCUCCUCGGGGAAAAGCCCCCAAGAGCGGUGUGCUCUUUAAAGGGUACGCGGCUCAUGCGGGCUUUUCUAUGAGGUGGGGGAAUUCCCCCACCUCCUGCAAAAGCACGCAAAAGCCACACGCUCUUUAAAGGGUGCGCAGCUUCUGCUGGCUUUUCUACGAGAUGGGGGAAUUCCACCUCGUAGAAAAGCCCACAGGAGCCGCGCGACCUUUAAGAAGUGCACAGCUUCUGCGGGCUUUUCUACGAGGAGGGAGAAGGGACUGACUGGCCGCGUCAGUCCCUUCUCCCUCCUGGGGAAAAGCCCGCAAGAGCCGCGGGGGUUUUUCCUGCCUGCCUCCCCCCUGCAUUUGCUCCAUAAGAUGCACACACAUUUCCCCUUACAUUUUAGGAGGGGAAAAAUGUGUCUUAUGGAGCGAAAAAUACGGUAAGCAGCAAGGCUUAAGCCCCCUGCUGCUGCUCCUUCCUUUCUUCCCUGAUGUUUUUUUUAUAAAGAUAGUGGCUGGCAGGCAGCAACAGUGUGAGCAAAUAUGCCUGCCCUCCUUACUGGAGCCUUCCAAGAGAAAAAAAACCCCAGAGCUCUAAAAGUCUACGAUCCACAGGUUGGGAAACAGUGCUGGAAAUAGCAGGUUGGAAAUUUCAUUCAUACAUGCAUCCUGCUAGGGCUACCAAUGAUUGUACCACACAAACAUACAUUUUGGAAUUGGGGGCAGAAUUCAUUGUCUUAAGCUUUAAAGGGUAAGUUCCCAGAGGAAUGGAUGAAAUUUAAAGACUAUUUAGCUAAAUAUGCUAAGAUAAUUUAAAUAGAAAUACUUGCAAGUACCAGAUUGGCUUAGGAUUUACAUAUGUGAAGUUAUAGAAUAACAUAUCUAAAGUUAAAAUGAAAAGAAAGAAAGAUGUUAAUUGAUUAAGUAAAUUUUAUGAAAAAUUAGUUUUGGAAAACUGUUACAAUGAUAUACACAGAAACUCAGCCAGGGGGAUUCGAGGAAGUCACCUAACAAUGUUAACAAAAGUGGAAUUAUUAUAGUUAGGAUUUAUGUUUUGUUUGUUUGUUUGUUUGUUAUGUUAUAAAUUUGGAAAAUUAAUAAAAAUUUUGGGGGGGAAAUAAAAAAUAAAAGGUAAGUUCCCAGUGCACAGGCAGGCUUCAAAUGACAUGGGCUAUACUUGGCAAAAUCGCUGAAGGCUUGUAACACGGCCGGACUCCAGUAGAGCUGAAGUUAGACCCACUCUCACAAAUAGAAGAUGGAGAGGCAAACUUGUUUCUCAACUGUACCGCUUCAGACUGCAGAUAGGGACUUGCAGGACUAAAUGUGUCUUCAUAUAAAACGAAACAAAAAAAUAAACCCCCUUCACACAGAAAACCAACAUGUCAGGGGGAAGGAGUCUCCCUUUAGCCUUCUCCCUGAUGGGCUAUUUUCUUAUGCCCGACUGUAACUCGGCCUGUUAAACCACUCCCCUCCAUUUCCCGUGUUUAGUUUUAGAUUGUAAGCUGGUUGGGGCAGGGGCCUAUCGUUGUACUCCGUAAAUUGAUCACAUAAAUCGCACUGUUGAUAAAUAAUAAAAUUCUAUGUGUGGGAAUAUCUAUAAGUAAAUCUACCUCAAACAUUCAUUUGCUAAAGAGGAGCAUUCAAUCCCCUCACCCCACACACCUGCAGUCUGAUGUUCCACAUUCAGAAGUAGGUUUUCCACCUCAUCUGGUAUCUGUGAAGACUACGGCCAAAAGCAAUCCAUCCAAUUAACUUACUUCCUUGGAUUCUCUUGGGCUAACGUGACCUAGAGUGGGGCCUCAUUGUGUGUACUCACUGCUCAAAUCCUAUCUUUCCUUUACUCAUCUAGUCACUGUGGUCUUUCCCCCCUCAUCAACAGAAUUUCCUGUCAGCGCAAGACUUCCUCAAAGUCUUUGGGAUCCCCAGGGAAAAGUUUGCUGCUCUCCCUACUUGGAAGCAACUCAACAUGAAGAAAGAGAAGGGGCUUUUCUGAAGAAUAAGCGUUUCUCGAGGUGGAAAAGAUGACACCUGCACUCAAUUCCUAUUGAUUUGGGGGCAGGACCCCUAGCCAGAAGCAGCUGAGCCUGCGAAGGGAGCUGCGUUAUGUAUCACGUUUGUGCCUAAAUUGCGCUUUGAAGGUUGGUUUCGUAUCUUUUACUCAAGGCUGCUGCUGUCCAGGAACUUUAAAAACAACAAAAAACGGCUUCACCAUUGCAAGUCUACAGUGGUGAGAAAACCCAACUCAGACAAAGCAGGCAGAACUGAAUUUCAGAAGAUCCACAGGCAACAGCCGUCUCUGCUCUUGGCUAUCGGCUGCGCUUGAUGCAAAUUAAGUAGCCACGCUGUGGCAGUUAGAAAUCCAAGCCACGCGAUGGCUGGCUGUUUUGUGUGACUUGGGCCUUGUAGAGUGCAUACCUAUAUUGCAAACAUUAAAAGCCGGCUUCACUGUCCUUAAUAACUCAUUCCAUCCUGCCUGUGACCUCAAGGAAUGCUGGGACUUGUAGUUCUGCAAUGAUUGCUUACGGUCAUGUGCAGAAAGCUCUAAUUUUGGGGACCGGGUACGGGAUUUAAGCACACUAACAGCUACUAUAUUGAUGGGCUGCUUUGCCUUCCCCAACUCCAGCGCCACUGUGGUCUAGUCAACUAUUGGGGGAUGUGCUGUGUAGAGCCUAGCUUCCCACUGCAACUGCUGGUGAGAAAGAGGAGCUAAGAGGAAAUAUAAUAACAAUCUAGCAUCAAGCAAUGUGCCACUAGCACCCUCUCCACCUAGCCACACUGAAAGAGAGGGGCAGGCAACAUGCGACCUCCAGAUGUUGCUGGACAAUUCCCAUCAUCCCUAGCCCAGGGGGGCUGAUGGGAGUUGGUCCAACAUCUGGAGGGUACCUUGUUAGCUAUCUCUGCUGUCACAAAACAGGACUUCUGAGCAGCUACUUCAUGCUUGGUGUUGAGCCAGCCCAAGAGAGUUGAGGAGCACCACUUUCCUUGCUUGGAGCAAUUCCUGUAUUCCUUCCUGCCUAAGGGAGUUUGGAGCUUAACACAGUCAGUCCUCAGUUCUCUAGAGCCAAGUGAUUCCUUGUUUCUGAAACACAUCCUGCGAAACUACAAUGGUACCUCUGGUUGCGAACGGGAUCCGUUCCGGAGGCCCGUUCGCAACAUGAAAAGAGCGCAACCCGCAGCACCGCGCCUGCGCGGGUUGUGAUUCGCCGGUUCUGAGCAUGCGCGUGACGUCAUUUUG
Podarcis lilfordi (Lilford's wall lizard) is the source of this 43182-nucleotide messenger RNA. NCBI's taxonomy places the organism in Eukaryota, Metazoa, Chordata, Lepidosauria, Squamata, Lacertidae. The record is from the annotation of a GenBank genome assembly.